AUUGAUAAAUUGUUUUAUUACUUUCAAACAAUAUUUAUUCCAAACAAAGAUGAAUGUGAUAGCUGGUGGUUGGAUACAAUUUAGUCUGAGGGUUAUGCUACAUUUCCACAUAGGAAAGAGCCUUUUCACAUAGCUGAGCACCAUUAGCCAGUUAGUUGGUUGGAAAUUUGACAACAUCACAUGGGCUUUUGGAAAAUGGGAUGGGUCACUUUUGUGUCAUUGCCCUCCGUCAGGUGGAAUCGGCUCACGUGUGCAAUUUUUUUUUUGGAGAAAUACCCCCACCAUCCCUUUACUUUACUUUUGUGUCUUUUAUUACCAUAUGUUAGCUAACAGUAUUAUUACUUUGGACCUAAUUUCAUCGUAAAUAAUAGAAUAUUUUAACAUGGUUUCCGUUUACUUUGAAAUUUGGAGGUUUAUUUUGUUUUGUUUCUUUUUAAUACGCGUGUGUGUGUGUGUGUGUCUGUGUGUGCGCGCGCGCGCGCGCGUGUGGAGUGAUGGAUCGGGCGUGACGUCACUCUCCCAGAAUGCAUGGCUUCCAACGCGGCGCCCAGCAGUCGAGGCCCGAACUCUUAACAAACAUCUUUAAAACUUGUUCCAAAAUGUCCACAUCGAGCCGGGACGGAGGCUGGAGAGGGAACUGGGCCGCGGUUCCGUCGGUCUGUACCGAUAUCAAGCUGCCUCUGUGAUUGUGGCAUUCAGGCCUGCUGAAUACUCAAGUAGACCAACACAAGAGCUCUUCUCAGGAAACACACAGACCCAGUCAGAGCUUCCACAACUCCUCAUCACCGCAGCCCUUUUGGGGUUGCUAUGGCAGCUGCUGUCACAGAAACCAAGUGCUGGACACAGGCUUGCCCCAGUGAGGCAGGACAGACCACUAGUCAUUGCCACAAGAGACCAUCAAACAGUCAACAAACAGCUCUUAGGAUCAAUUCGAGCCCUCUGAGUUAACAAAACGACAAGAGGUCGGUAGGCUGAUGGUCAGCUCUCUGGAGGAUCCUCAUGAGUCUGGCCUGUGUCUGCUCCGGCUCUUGGCCAGAGUCCAUGUGCAGCAGCACAGCCAAUACUGUUUCUUCUGUUAGACCAUGUUUCACCAGCAGGACCAUCUGAAGAGCCAGCUGCAGGAGAGCCACCCAGCUAGCAGGCAUCUCUUCCACUGCCAGGAGUGUGGAAAGCAGUACAACACCCAGCUGGGGUACAGACGCCACUUGGUGGCAGCCCACAGCUCUGCAUCAGGCCUGCCCUGUGCAGAGGGGUCGCCGUCCCUGCUGGAGCACCUGGGCAGCCACAUCGACAGGCCUCCGCCCUCCGAUGACAGCUCUGCCGCCACUGUGCCAGUGAGGGAGAGGAAGUACUCGUGUGAGCGAUGCGACCGGCGCUUUUACACCCGUAAGGAUGUGCGACGUCACGCCGUGGUGCACACGGGGCGCCGUGACUUUCUGUGCCCACGAUGCGCACAGCGCUUUGGCCGCAGAGACCAUCUGACUCGCCAUUUGAAGAAGAGCCAUGCCCAGGAGUCGGGCUUGAUGCCCCCCGGCUGCACCCCUGUGGCUGAGCCCACCGCGGCCACCCAGUGCUCCGUGAAGGACGAGCCGAGCCCCGUGGCGUCUGAUGUAGGCCCCGGGUCCAAGGAGCCCAUGGAGACGUUCCCCAGGGACAUGUACAACUCCUACCCCAUGGCCAAUCCGGUACCUGGGAUGGGCCACCCUCAGGGCCUUAUGCAGGGCUCCUUGUCCUCGAGUAUGGGUGUUGCUCGCCACAUGCCCCCCCAAUCUACUCACCACCAUCACCUGCAGCCCCCGGUGGCUCCGCAGCAGCAACCCUACAGCAACAUGGCCAGAUACCAGCACGGAUCUACCUCAUACCCUCGCACCGACGUGGACAGUUUCCUGCUGGACCUGCAGAGUGCCCCCCCACCUCACCUGAGUGCAGUCAACUCCUCUACCUCUACAUCUGCCUCCCCUCAGAGGGAGGUGCUGGGUGACGGUGUGGGCGCUGGCGGUGACCCCCACCUCCUGUCCAGGAGCCCUGCUAUCUCUACACCGGAGUUGUCCUGCACCACUAACAUGGACCUCGGGCCUCUGCUGGGCUUCUUGCCUUUCGGCCUGCCUCCCUACAGCCCUCACAUGGGGAUGGGGGGGUUAAUGAUGAGCUAUCCACCUGCAACCACCACCACUUCUCCUCCAGCCUCCUCCUCCGGGCUGUCUUCCCAGGCCCCAGGACCUUUCUUCUUCCAGCCUCCACCAGCUCAUGUACCACAAGGCCCUGGAGCCCAUAACCACAGCCAGCUACCUCAGGCAUACAGCAGUCCUGCUAUGAGCACUUCCAGCUCCCUACCUCACUACUACCAGGCCUUUCAGCAGUAAGCAGCUCUGUCCCUAAAAAAUGUUGCCUUUGAACCCUGCUCAUGCUUUUUUUUU
Messenger RNA from Pungitius pungitius (ninespine stickleback), 2417 nucleotides. Its product is annotated as zinc finger protein PLAGL2-like. Gene Ontology annotation, cellular component: nucleus. Gene Ontology annotation, biological process: regulation of transcription by RNA polymerase II. The transcript has 2 exons. Gene Ontology annotation, molecular function: sequence-specific DNA binding; DNA-binding transcription factor activity, RNA polymerase II-specific. The record is from RefSeq and is a predicted model, not a curated record. The coding region runs from base 1083 to 2363 and encodes 426 amino acids. Lineage: Eukaryota; Metazoa; Chordata; Actinopteri; Perciformes; Gasterosteidae.